UUAACUAAAGUUGACGUUUUCAUUCGAUGUUCUAUAUUUUCGAUUUAAAUUCAAUGAUUCAACUAUCAAAAUUGAAUAGGGGGAAGUAAAUAAUUCAUAUAUGUAUAAAGUUGUGCCAGUAAAAUGAGUGAAGUCUGCAGCAUCGAUCCCGCAGUUGGCACAAGUCCAAAUAUAUGCCGCUACUAUGUGCAGGGCAUUUGUCAGUUUGGGGCACUUUGCCGCUUCUCUCACGAUUUAAGUCAAGGUAGUCCAGAGAAUGAGAAUCAAAUUUGCAUUGCACCAGAUAAUGCUGUGAUGGGAAGCACCAAGCCAAGCACCAGUCCAAAGUGCCGAAACUGGGCGGAGGCCCCGAUUUUUGUGCCUAGUCUGCAAGACCUGACCGAAAAUAGGAAUAAAGCUUCUGGAAACAUUGCUGAUGAAAACGGAAACCAUGUCGCAUUAUUGAAUGAGGUUGGUCCAUAUCACAGUUCGUGGGAUUAUUCGGACUAUUUCCCGUAUCAUAUGCAUAUGGAACUAUGCAAGAUGUGUGACCAGUACUGUCUGCAUCCCACGGAUCGAGCUCAACGUAAGGAACACAACCUGGAGUGCUUGAAACAGCACGAAAAGGCCAUGGAACUUGCCUUUGCAAUCUCUCGAUCUAAGGACAAGGCUUGUGGAAUAUGCUUUGAAAAAAUCAUGGAAAAGUCGGGUCGAGAAAACCGAUUCGGAAUCCUGCCCAAUUGCAACCAUAUCUUUUGUCUGGAAUGCAUUCGCAAAUGGCGUCAAGAACAAGACUUCGAUCAUAAAGUAACGCGAGGGUGUCCAGUUUGUCGCAUAGCUUCGGACUUUGUCUGCCCCAGUGGAUUUUGGGUGGACAGCCAGCAGGAUAAGGAUCAACUUUUCAACGACUAUCGCGCUGCAUUGGGAGCCAAGGAUUGCAAAUACUUUAAAAAAGGCGAGGGUUCGUGCCCAUUUGGGAACAAGUGCUUUUACAGACAUUCUCUGUCAAAUGGGGAUAUCGUUGAUGUGGGUUUGCCAAAGCGCACUCGAAAACUACAUGGCCAUAAUGAAAUAACAAUUUAAUUAAUAAUCGAAAUAUCUUGCCAAGUUUCGAAUAAUAAAAUUAAAGCCAACAAAGAAUAAAGAGCUAAACACGCGUACCUACAUACAUUUAAUAUAAUUAUUGAUACUGUUUACAAUGUCGAGUGCAAAAUUUAUUUGAAUACAAAAUUUAAUUUUGUUUAAAAAUGUACAUAUUACUGUAUUGU
Messenger RNA from Drosophila obscura, 1247 nucleotides. Its product is annotated as probable E3 ubiquitin-protein ligase makorin-1. The transcript has 2 exons. The record is from RefSeq and is a predicted model, not a curated record. Gene Ontology annotation, molecular function: metal ion binding; ubiquitin protein ligase activity. NCBI's taxonomy places the organism in Eukaryota, Metazoa, Arthropoda, Insecta, Diptera, Drosophilidae. Gene Ontology annotation, biological process: protein polyubiquitination. Bases 124 to 1062 code for a protein of 312 amino acids.